Messenger RNA from Zingiber officinale, 1184 nucleotides. RefSeq lists its product as uncharacterized. NCBI's taxonomy places the organism in Eukaryota, Viridiplantae, Streptophyta, Magnoliopsida, Zingiberales, Zingiberaceae. The coding region runs from base 121 to 387 and encodes 88 amino acids. The record is from RefSeq and is a predicted model, not a curated record. The transcript has 3 exons.
CAAAUGCGUAGUUGAUCAAGUUGCUUAUGGAUAACUGUAACAUAAAAUCGCCUUGAAGUGAUAGUAAAUUGACUUAAGCAAGUUCUCUUAUCGAGUUAUAUCGAGCUCCAAUAUUGGAUAAUGCAUGGCAGUAAGCAGGCCGUGAGGAUCACAAAGGUGAGGAUCGAGCAGAUCAAGAAGAAGAAGAAGCAGGCGGUGGUGUGCAUCGACAAGAAGGACGUCGCAGGCCUCGUCGCUGGCUGCUGGCAAGCCAACGUCUUCGAAAGGAUGGACGCGCUCAUCCAUGAGAUGAACCUCGUAUCUUGCUUGCGACGAAAUGAUCAAAACGUUCUGCGAUUGCAUUGUGGAUCAGCUUCCAACCCUGCAAAAAACAAAAGAUUGCCCUGAAGAAGCCAUGGAAGCAGCAUCAGACACUAAUUUUCGCCGCAGCAAGAUUUCACGGUUUGCCAGAAUUACGUGAUCUGAGGUCUCUAUUUGUAAAACGAGAAUGGAAAUGCAUGGAGUCAUCUGUGAAUUCUGAGGUAUUCAUCUCUUUCUUUGUUUCCAGUCUUUCACACACACACUCUCUCUCUCUCUCUAAGAAUCAUACUUUCCUGGCAGUUUGCUGAGAAAACAAGGAACAAAGCUUUUUCAAGGGAGAAGAAGCUUGAGCUGAUGAAAAAUAUUGCUGAUGAAUUUGAUCGACCAAAGGAAAUUGUAUUACCACAGCAUGAGGAGAUUAAUGACGUUGUUCAGAAACAUACCAGGACUCCUUUAAUCCAGACAACAUCGAAGCUCACCGAAGUCGAAAAUUUGAUGAGAAAUGUGAGCUUGCACAGAGCAUGGCAGAGGAUCAACAUGAGCUGGAUUGUAGUGCAGUGGAGAAAGGUGUCGUUUCAGUGGAAAUUUUGAAUGCAAAACGAGUGAAUGGAAGGGCUACUCCAUACACCAAAGCAGAGGCAAUUGAUAGAACAAGAGGAAAGGUAGAAGACCAACUGAACAAGAAUACGAGUGGAAGAUAUGUGAAUCCACCUUACCUUGGUCACCCAAAAACCAGUGAUACUACAAACAAGGUUGGAGUUUCUCAAAUUGAGAAGCCAAUGCCCCUUAUUGUUAGGAGAAAUAGUAAGGAGCCAAUCACUGAUACCAAGGAUGAUGCCGUUAGCAUUAACAAGCCAGCAAAAGCUAAAGUUACUCCUCAAAGA